CUGGAGUCAGGUAUUAUUACGCUUUCUGAAAUAACUGAAAUUUUUGUUGUCCCUUUCUCUCUUUUUCCUCCCUCUCACUCCAUCUAAUUUUGCUUGAGAAAAAUAAUAAUAACAGUUCUAUCGACAGUGUAUUCUAGAUUACAACAAGUAAAGGAACUGCUACUUGAAGUUGCCUUGUGUUUCAUUGAGCAAAUUGAUGGUACUUCCGCUGAUGUAGUGUUCAACAAAUGAAUGUGUCACAUUAAUGCUUGAAUAUUAAGUGGAUAUCAGUUAUUGGAGAAAAUAAUCCCAAGGUCUUGAAUAACAUUUUCGAAACUUUUAAAUGGAUUUUAAAGACCUUUUAAAUGACAGUAAUGGUGAAGAACAUAUUGAAAUUUGGAGGGAUCUGAUUUAAUGACUGCCCUAGGCUUCAUAUAUAUUUAUCCAAUUUGCUAAGAGAAUAAAAGUGUCUGAAUAAAUAUAAAGAGUUUUUCUCUGGCAGAUAUCAUAGAGCUUGUAGCAUUUUCUGAACAGCUGAAGCAAGACUUAACAUCAUCUACUUCUCAAAAUGGUAGCGAAAAAUCUCGAAGUGGGAGAUCUUGUUUGGGCCAAAAUGAAAGGCUUUCCAGCAUGGCCAGCCAAAAUAAUUGAACCUCCAGCAGAUGCAAAAUCUAGCAAACCAAAGAAAGAGCACCAUUAUGUUUAUUUUUUUGGUUCAGACAAUCAUGCAUGGAUAAUGGAUGAUAACAUUGUACCACAUACAGACAGUAUGCUGGAGACUGGUGGUAAAAAACGUUCAGCUGCACUGCAGAAAGCUGUUGAAGCAAUUUUAAAUUACAGUAAACACAAUUUUAAGAAAGAUAAGCCAUCCACACAUAAAGCUGAUAAAACAGAUAUUCAGGUCGAGAAAGAUUCCCCUAAAAACAAGUCAACUCAGCUUGUCAAUAAUGUUGCAAAAAAGCGUGAAAAUAAAGUAGUGAAAAAAGUUCAACUUUCCAAAAAGGUUAAAGUGAUAAAUAUAGAAAAGAGAACACCCAAGAAGCGUCCUUCAGCCCAUGAAUCUGAUGAUGAGAAUAAUGAAGCUUCUGUAUCUCCUAAGAGAAGCAGGAUUAAUAAUACUGAUGAAUAUUCUGCACUUUUGGCUAGUGUUCCACCCAACAUGACAUAUUCCCAUAUUCCCUCCUAUGAUGAUGAUUCUCACUUGCAUCAGCCUCCGUCAAUUUUAGGCAGGCCACCCUAUGUCGAACGACCAGCUACUCCUCUGCUAGAUAUUGAAACUGUCAGUGAAACCUUGAAGACAAAGCAUGUCAAGCCUACAGAUAAAAAAAUUGGUUUCUUGGGGUUGGGUAUAAUGGGAAGAGGCAUUGUUAAGAACUUAUUAAAUUCAGGACAUCAGGUAACAGUUUGGAAUCGAAGUCCAGGAAAAGUGGAAAACUUUGCAAGAGCUGGUGCACAAAGAGGUAUGACUCCGGCUGAUGUUGUUACAGCCUCUGAUAUAACAUUCUGCUGUGUUUCUGAUCCAGAAGCAGCAAAAUCAUUGGUGUUUGGAAACUGUGGUGUAUUGAAGGCUUUGGAAAGUUGUGGUGUAGGUGGGAAAGGAUAUGUGGAAAUGACUUCCAUUGAUCCUGACACAUCUCGGGAUAUAGCUGAAGCAAUAACCACUAAUGGAGGCAAAUAUCUUGAAGCCCCAGUUAAUGGUUCAAAGAGACAAGCAGAAGAAGGCACCUUAUUUAUUCUAGCUGCUGGGGACAGAUCCUUAUUUGGAGAUUGUGAAACUUGCUUUCAUGCAAUGGGAAAUCAUGCAUAUUAUAUUAGUUGUGAAGUAGGAAAUGGUUCAAAGAUGAAUCUUGUUCUUAGCAUGCUCCUUGGAACAACAUAUGCAGCACUGUCAGAAGCUAUGGCUUUAGUAGAAAGAGCAAAACUUUCACAGGAUGACUUUUUGGAAAUCCUUUCAUUGGGAAGCUUAAAUAGUGAAGCAAUGCUGGACAAAGGUCACUCAAUACUUGUUCGAGAUUUUUCGACUAAUACACCUUUGAAACAUAUGCAGAAAGAUUUGAAUUUAGCCCUAAUGAUGGGCCAUCAUCUUGAGCAACCUUUGCCUCUUGCUGCUGCAGCAAAUGAAAUUUAUAAACAUGCGAAGCUCCUCAGAUACUCUGACCAUGAUGUUUGUGCUGUGUAUAUGGGUGCAAAGUACUAAUUGUGCUGUUCUGUUCAUAGCAGACUGUUAACUGUAUUGUUAUAUACAUAUUAUAUAUCCAAAGCAGAUGAUCUUUGCAUUUUACAAAGCUCAUUGUAAAUGUAUCUGAAAAUUGCAUGAGUCCAUUAAAAGUAUCAUUUGCAAAUCAUAUUUUACGAUUCUUGUCCAAGCAAGCAUGGAUUAUCAUCUGGCUAAAUUAUGGGACCAAUGUGAUACAUUUGGUACCUUCGUUGUUACUAAAUCAUCACUAAAUAUUUUAAUCAUUUUCAUCAGUAAUUUCUCUUACCUUGGUAAAGUGAAUGAAAGAAUGUCAAAGACAGGCAGCCAUAGGGUGCUUAGCCAUGACUGAAUACACAAAAAAUUAGAAUGGCCACAAAAAUUCACUUGGCAUCUGGAAAAAAAUAAAAGUAUUCUGUUAGCAGUAUUUUAAUUUUUGUGCAAAAAAUAUAUUGGUGUUGAAUAAUUUAGCUAUCAAAACAGUAAAUUUGACUAGGGUUAUUGUUUAUUGUCUGUAAGUAUAUUCAUAAAAGUUGUUGUGAGCAAAGUUAAAAAUGAUUUGAAUACUUCAUCCUUUAUAUAUAUCAUAGUUGCCAACACUUCAGUUUUUAUCAAAAGACUUCCAUUUCUUUGUAUUAUCUCUUGGUAGAUUACCAAAUCUCUCUGUUUUGAAUUUCUAGAUUUUACUUAGGAAACUGUUUCCUGCCAAUAAAUUAAAUUUGUCGAA
Stegodyphus dumicola is the source of this 2900-nucleotide messenger RNA. RefSeq lists its product as uncharacterized. The record is from RefSeq and is a predicted model, not a curated record. Lineage: Eukaryota; Metazoa; Arthropoda; Arachnida; Araneae; Eresidae.